AUGUGGAAAGGGUUCCGCAUUGCAUGUUUUGCCUGUUUGGCUGUGGAUUAUCCUACGCCAACACUACCGUCGUCCAUUGAUGAUGCGCCAAGUGUCACUCCGAACAUCGUGGAUCCUACUGCUCCCGAUGCGCAGAAACUGUGUCCCGGAUACAAAGCAUCCAAUAUAGCAGAGCACGUCGCUGGCUUUACAGCUGAAUUGGGCUUGGCUGGGGAGCCAUGUAACGUUUACGGCAACGAUAUCAAAGAAUUGAUUCUCGAUGUUCAGUACCAGAACGCGACGCGCCUCAAUGUCCGCAUAUAUCCUAGAUAUCUAGUAGCUGCAAACAACUCACAGUAUAUCCUACCCGAGUUCCUGAGCCCCGUGGGGAUUAUCGAGCCGGGCUCAACGAAGGACUCGAGUGAACUAGUCCUAGAAUGGAGCAAUGAACCAUCAUUUCAAUUUCGGGUAUCUCGGACUCGCGGUCGGGAUGUUCUAUUUGAUACAUAUGGGAGCGUCAUCGUUUAUGAGGAUCAAUUCCUCGAGCUCGUCACCUCCAUGGUCCCGGACUACAGCAUUUACGGCCUGCCGGAAAGCAUCCGCCCCUUCCGCAUUGGCAAUAACUAUACACAAACUUUUUGGAAUCAGUAUAACGUGACGAACGAUAAUCCAUUAGACACGAACAUGCACAGUGUUCACCCAGUCUAUGCGGAGACUCGCUACGGAAAUGGAAGCUCCAAAUCUCAUGUCGUCUAUGGAAGGAAUUUGCACGGACAAGAAUGGCUCAUGCGCCAGGAAAAUAUCAUUUAUCGCACCAUUGGUGGCAGCUUUGACUUCUAUUUCUUCAGCGGCCCGACGGUCAAUGAAGCACUAGCUCAGCAGCAGCUUGGUGUCAUCAAGACCCCCGUUAUGCAGCCGUACUGGGCGCUCGGGUUCCACCAAGUGCGCUGGGGCUAUCAAAAUUGGACUGUCCUGCAAGAUGUGAUUGACAACUAUGCGGCGGCAAACAUCCAGCUCGAGGCCAUCUGGAAUGACCUGGACUACCUCCUCCAGUACCGGGACUUCGUGAACGACGAGAACAGGUAUCCUGUCGCCGAGGGACAACAGUUUCUCGCACGCUUGCAUGCCAAUGGGCAGUAUUGGAUGCCCAUCCUGGACCCAAAUAUCUACGCCCCUGACCCAACUAAUGCAACAGAUGCUUAUGCGCCAUAUGAACGAGGCGUCGCAGCUCAGGCGUUUAUCCGCGAUGGUAUUGAUGGAUUCUACUAUGGAGAUCAGUGGCCCGGCUUCAGUGUCUGGCCCGAUUUCUUGGUUCCUGAAGCUCAUGAGUGGUGGACGAACGAGUUCAUCCUGUUCCAUGAACAGCUUCCGUUCGAUGGUUGGUGGAUUGACCUAACUGAUCUUUCGUCAUGGUGUACUGGGUCGUGCGGUACUGGUAAUCUCGAUUUCCAGCCGGUCCACGUGCCAUUCCUACUACCAGGGGAGCCAGGACAGCAAACCUUUGAAUACCCGGAAGCAUUCAAUAUCACCAAUAGUACCGAGGCAGCAUCGGCCAGCGCCGCGGCGGCAUCUCAAUCAGCUGCGUUUCCGACCGUUGCCGAUGAAAGUCACUGGGGCGGCGAUAGUAAUUCCAAGUGGGGUAACAUGUACUUCACAAUCGCCCAGGCCCUUACUUUCAGUAUCGCGGGUAUACCGUAUUUCGGUGUAGAGACGUGUGGGUUCAACGGAAAUGCCGAUAUGGAGCUGUGCACCCGGUGGAUGGAACUAAGCGCCUUCUUUCCUCUUUAUCGAAACCACAACUCCCGACCGGGGAACACGAUUGGCCAGGAGGCGUACAGAUGGGCAACGACAGCCGAGGGGACGAGGCGUGCCAUGGACGUGCGGUUCAAGCUACUGCCGUACCAGUACACGUUGUUCUGGAAAGCACACACCGCUGGGGAGACGGUUAUGCGGGCACUGCAGUGGGAAUUUCCCAACGAUGAGAGUCUGAAGGCUGUCGAUAACCAGUUCAUACUUGGACCGAGCAUCCUCAUCACCCCUGUGCUCGAGCCUCUAGCUACAACCGUCAAGGGCGUGUUCCCGGGCAUUGUGGACGGGACGAGAUGGUAUGAUUGGUACGAUCUCACAGAGAUCGAGGCACAGCCCGGAGAGAACAAGACGAUUGAGGCACCGCUCCUCUCAUACUCAAAUUCGGCGUUACGUGCGACAGUCGUCGGUGACUAUGUAGACACCAAUACAGUGUCAAAUAUCACAAUUGCUGGGUGGAAAGGUCGCACCAACCCACGUGUCGCCGUUUCAAUCGCGGGCAAGAACAUCAGCUGCAGCACUAUCUCUGUGACCGUCGCAGGCAACAGCGUCUAUGUGGAGAACCUGCAAGAUAUUUUCGUCCAAGGAGUUUGGGUUAGCGAUUUCGCUGUCCGUUUGGAGGACUAG
Molecule: messenger RNA, 2412 nt
Organism: Truncatella angustata
Lineage: Eukaryota; Fungi; Ascomycota; Sordariomycetes; Amphisphaeriales; Sporocadaceae
Product: glycosyl hydrolases family 31-domain-containing protein
Exons: 4
Coding region: 1-2412 (803 amino acids)
Biological process (GO): carbohydrate metabolic process
Molecular function (GO): carbohydrate binding; hydrolase activity, hydrolyzing O-glycosyl compounds
Source: RefSeq, a predicted model, not a curated record